UAUCUGUGGUUAAGCAUUAGCGCCAGCGGCGUGUGCAUGUGACAGCAAAUUAUUUUAUUCAAAUUUUAAAAACUUGUUUUAAAUAUAAUUGAAAGUGCCUAAUAAUGGAGUUCUUAGAGUAUAAUAAUGUCUCGGCUGAGAUCAAAGGUGCCAUGGUGCCAGGCAAGAUAAAAAUGACAGACCAGAACAUAAUAUUCAAAAACAACAAGACUGGUAAAGUUGAACAGAUUUCAGCCAAUGAUAUUGAGCUUGUAAAUUUCCAAAAGUUCAUUGGAUCUUGGGGCUUAAGGGUGUUUAUGAAAAAUGGCACUCUCCAUAGAUAUGGUGGAUUUAAAGACGGUGAACAAGAAAAAGUUGCAAAAUUCUUCAAAAGCAACUACAACAAGGAUAUGUUAGAAAAGGAGCUAUCUUUGAAAGGCUGGAACUGGGGGACGGCUAAGUUUAACGGAGCAGUACUUAGUUAUAAUGUAGGCACAAACACAGCUUUCGAGAUACCUUUACAUUAUGUGUCUCAGUGCAAUACUGGAAAAAAUGAAGUCACACUAGAGUUUCAUCAGAAUGAUGACACACCUGUAUCACUGAUGGAGAUGCGGUUUCACAUACCAACAAAUGAGUUGGCAGGUGACCUUGACGCGGUAGAUGCUUUCCACCAGCAGGUCAUGAACAAGGCGAGCGUCAUCUCGGUAUCUGGAGAUGCUAUUGCUAUCUUCAGGGAGCUCCAAUGUCUUACUCCUCGUGGUCGCUACGACAUCAAAGUAUUCCAGACUUUCUUCCAACUCCACGGUAAAACAUUUGAUUACAAGAUACCAAUGUCAACUGUAUUACGAUUGUUUCUUCUACCGCACAAAGAUACCCGGCAAAUGUUCUUUGUUGUGUCACUUGACCCGCCGAUCAAACAAGGCCAAACCAGAUACCACUAUUUGGUACUCUUGUUUGGUAUUGAGGAGGAAACUAGUUUGGAACUGCCAUUCACAGAGGAAGAACUGAAAGAGAAAUACGAAGAUAAAAUAACAAAAGAGCUAUCCGGACCGACCUAUGAAGUGCUAGCCAAAAUAAUGAAGGUAAUCAUUAACAGGAGAGUAACUGGACCUGGAAACUUUUUGGGACAUCACAAGACACCGGCGAUCGCGUGUUCGUACAAAGCGGCAGCUGGUUAUUUGUACCCUCUGGAGAAAGGCUUCAUCUAUGUACACAAACCGCCUGUUCACAUUCGCUUUGAGGAAAUAGCUUCCGUCAACUUCGCUCGAGGCGGAGCUUCGUCUACCAAGUCUUUCGACUUCGAAAUAGAGCUAAAGCAAGGCAGCGUACACACAUUCAGCAGCAUAGAGAAGGGAGAAUACGACAAGCUGUUCGACUACAUCACGUCCAAGAAGUUGCAUGUCAAGAAUACAGGCAAAAAUGACAAAGCGUUAUAUGACGAUGACUUCGGAGAUUCCGACACUGAGAAGGAACCGGACGCAUACUUGGAGCGGGUGAAGGCCGAAGCAAAGGAGCGGGAAUCUGAUGACAGCGACAGCGAGAGCACCGAUGAAGACUUCAACCCUGACAAGGCCAAAGAGAGCGACGUCGCUGAAGAGUAUGACACCAACCCAUCUUCCUCUGAAGACUCCGACGCGUCAGCUGCUUCGGGCGAUAGCAAGAAAGAGAAGAAGAAAGAAAAGAAGCCGAAAAAGACCAUCACUAUUUCAGAAGCUCCGCGCAAACGCAAAGACAAGUCGAAGAAACGCGAGAAAGACGUCAACGCGCCCAAACGGCCGGCCACCGCGUUCAUGUUGUGGCUGAACGAGAACCGCAAGAAUAUCAUCGAAGAGAACCCCGGCCUCAAGGUCACCGAAGUCGCCAAGAAGGGCGGCGAGCUGUGGCGAGACCUCAAGGACAAACCUGACUGGGAAGAGAAAGCCGGCAAAGCGAAAGAGGAGUACAACCAAGCCAUGAAGAAAUACCAAGAGAGUGGUGCGGCAGACGAGUUCAAACAGAAGAAGAAGCAAGCGGACAAGGAGCGUAAAGCCGCGGAUAAGAAGAGCAAGGCCCCGGCGCCGGCGAGUAAGAAAGCGAAAAACACCAGCGCUGGUUCCGGCUCUGGGAAGUUCACCAGCAAAGAGUACAUUGAAGACGACAGCUCUUCCGACUCCGAUGAAGAUAAGAAAAACAAGAAGGACAAAAAAGACAGAAAGGAAAAGAAGGAGAGUAAAGAUAGUAAAGAAUCAAAGAAGGCGAAAUCAUCGUCAGAGGCGGAAGCUUCUUCAGAUGUCGGCGACGAAAGUGGCAGUGGGAGCGAUUAGCGUGUUUUUAUUGUGUAUUAAUAUUAUAUAAAAUAAAAUGUUUAGGAAUAAAAUCUCGUGAUAUUAUGUUAGAAUUAAGUUACUUAAAUUAAAGUUAAUUAAAUAAUAAGGAUUUAAUAAAAAUAAAAUGGUUAAAUGUU
Molecule: messenger RNA, 2422 nt
Organism: Pararge aegeria (speckled wood butterfly)
Lineage: Eukaryota; Metazoa; Arthropoda; Insecta; Lepidoptera; Nymphalidae
Gene: Ssrp
Product: FACT complex subunit Ssrp1
Exons: 13
Coding region: 105-2282 (725 amino acids)
Cellular component (GO): FACT complex; nucleus
Molecular function (GO): DNA binding; histone binding; nucleosome binding
Source: RefSeq, a predicted model, not a curated record